Molecule: messenger RNA, 2394 nt
Organism: Salvia miltiorrhiza (redroot sage)
Lineage: Eukaryota; Viridiplantae; Streptophyta; Magnoliopsida; Lamiales; Lamiaceae
Product: crocetin glucosyltransferase, chloroplastic-like
Exons: 2
Coding region: 1023-2384 (453 amino acids)
Molecular function (GO): UDP-glycosyltransferase activity
Source: RefSeq, a predicted model, not a curated record
UGAAAAUUCAAGUAAAAUAUUUGCUCUGCUGCCCCCAAUAUAAUCGAUUAAUCCCCAAAAUGAAACAAAGGAAAGAAAAUCUGAAACAUGACAAAGCUCAUUGCAAAAUAUUUACAAGAAACAAGCUAUAUGUUUACCGUGUGCACUGAGCAACAGGCGGGGAACGGAGUCUGACGGGAGCGGGGAGGCGGAGUCGUGGCUGGAGCGGGGCGGCGGAGUCGUGGCGAAGCGGCGGAGUCUGGCGAGAAGUGGAGCAGGCAGCACCGGGAACUUGCAGCGGCAGUUGAAGGGCGACAGUGGAUGGCGUCGCCGACGGGCGACAAUGUAGAGAAGAGAGGGUAGGGCUGGGGCGUACAGGCACAGCGGCGGGUGGGCUAGUAGGGUAGGGAAAGGGAAUAGGUUCAAAAUCAAAUUAUCAAAUUAGGGCUUCAAUACUUUUAAUUUUUAAAUAAAUAUUAUAAUUAAAUAUAUAUAUAUAUAUAUAUUAAAUUAUUAAGUAAAUAUAUAUCGGUUAUUCGAUUAACCCGAUCGGUUUUUCGGGUUAACCGAUAACCGAAAUUUUCAAAAAAAACGAUAACUGAAACCGAUCCAUUACUCGAAAAUUUCAGUUAUUGGAUACCCAAACUCGGAAAUUUCAGUUCGAUUAAUUGGAUACCCAAAAUCCGAUAACCAAUUACUCCCUCCGUCCCACUUUAUCUGAGACUCUUUCUAUUUUGGACGUCCCACUGUAAGUGAGACUCUUUCCUUUUUGGGUAAAAGCUUUUCCCUUUAAACACAUUUUCACUUUUUCACCUACACACAAAAUAUAUCUUUCUUAAUUUUCAUGCCCCAAAAAAAUGUCUCACUUAGAGUGGGAGUGGGAGGGAGGGAGUAGGGAUAGCUCUCAUUGUUGAUAAAGAUAGGAGGGCCAUCCGGGUGUGGUGUGGUCACAUUGUUUGGAAUGCAUGUGUAUAUAUACCCCAUACCCAAGAAAGAAACAUGUGAGACCACUGACCACAAACUGAGCAUCACACAGAAAAGCAAUGGCGGAGCAGCACAUCCUACUAGUCACCUUCCCCGGUCAGGGCCACAUCAACCCAUCUCUCCAGUUCGCUAAAAGCCUCACUAAACACGGCGUUAAGGUCACCAUCCUCACCAGCAGCUCCGCCACCGCCCGCAUGUCCCACACUCUCUCUCCAUCCUUCCAACCCCUAAUCGACGUCGUUUCCUUCUCCACCACCACCGACUGGUCCACAGGAGACGUCUCCAAACUCAUGCAAGAGCUCUCCGACCACGGCACCAAGGCCGUGGAAGACGCCGUCGCCGCCAAGCGCGCCCAGGGCACCCCUUACUCGCGGAUCGUUUACAAUCUCCUCGUGCCCUGGGCCGGCCGCGCGGCUCGCCGCCUCGCUGUCCCCGUCACGCUGCUCUGGAUCCAACCAGCCGUUCUCUUCGGCAUCUAUUUUCAUUAUCAUAAUAGGAAUUUCGAUCCUUGUUCCGAUGAGGUGAUCGAGCUACCGGGGCUGCCGCGCCUCCGCCGCCGCGAUCUGCCGUCUUUCUUUCUGGAGACGAAUCCGAGCGUGUAUAAUUUCGUGAUUCCGAUGCUGACUGAGAAUUUUGAGAUACUGGACCAAGAGGAUCACCCGGCGGUGGUGUUGAACACGUUCGACGAGUUGGAGGCGGAUGCUUUGAGAUGUUUGAACAAGUAUAGAUUGCUGGCGAUCGGGCCACUGAUUCCUUCUGCGUUUUUGGACGGCAGGGAUCCAUCCGACACUAGUUUUGGAGGUGAUUUGAUUCAAAAAUCGGAAGAUUACAUGCAGUAUUUGGAGUGUGCAGAGACGGGAUCGGUAAUCUACGUGGCUUUCGGGAGCUUUUCUGAGCUGCCGAGGUUGCAGGUGGAGGCCAUCGCGGAGGCGCUGAUGAGAAGCGGCCGCCCCUUCCUGUGGGUGAUCCGAGGCUCCGACCGAACUCUGAGCUGCAGAGAGGAUCUUGAGAAGAAAGGGAAAAUCGUGGCGUGGUGCACUCAGGUUGAGGUUCUCUCCCACCCAAGCGUGGGGUGUUUCGUGACGCACUGUGGAUGGAACUCGACUCUCGAGAGCCUGGCGUGUGGGGUGCCGGUGGUGGCGCUGCCGCAGUGGACCGAUCAGUGCACCAACGCCAAGCUGGUGGAGGAUGUAUGGAGAAGUGGAGUCAGAGCAGUGAAGGCGGGAAACGGAGAGAUUGUGGAGGCGGAUGAAAUCCAGAGGUGCUUGGAGAUGGUGAUGGACGGCGGAGAUGCGAGCGUGGAGAUAAGGAAGCAGGCCAAGAAUUGGAGGGAUUUGGCGAGGGAAGCCAUGGCCGAGGGUGGAACGUCUCAACUCAAUCUCAAGAUAUUCGUCGACCAAAUUGUCGGCGCCCCUCAAUGAUUUAGUAUGU